Molecule: messenger RNA, 2039 nt
Organism: Darwinula stevensoni
Lineage: Eukaryota; Metazoa; Arthropoda; Ostracoda; Podocopida; Darwinulidae
Source: the annotation of a GenBank genome assembly
CGGACCUUUGUUUCAGAGGAAAUUCACAGUUAUAAAUGUGACCUAAUGUCAGAUUGAAGGACCAACCACACAUAAUAUCUGCGCCAAGGUCCUUCAAGUCAUCGGGCCCAAGCAUGAUCUCAAAUCUUAUAGCGACCUUGAUUUUGCCACUUGUGAAAAGCACAUUUGUGGCAGAUGUGCUCUCAAAUCCCCAUGUUUCUGAAGAAACAAUGUGCUAUGAUCACUUUGAAAUAACCAGGAAUACUAUCAUCAGAACGGAGGAGUCUCGAGCCGUGGGUGCGAAAUAUUUGAAUGAAACCGAUCUACCAAGUGGUGACGAUUGCCUUCUGCUCUGCUGCAAAGUGGCCCAUUGCAAUGUAGCAGUGUAUGAGGAAAAGGGUUCCAGAGGCUGCUAUCUCUUUGAUUGUGGUUCGCCAGAUGAUUUCAAGUGUACCUUCACUCCUCUGAACAUGUACACUAGUGGAGUGAUGAAGAAGAGCCGUGAAGGUUACGAGCAGGAUAUUAAAGACAGCCAAGGGAAACAUGCAGAGGAUCUAAGCAAGUUGAGGAGUGGGAAGAAACCAGAUCCAGCCUCUACAAUGGAGAAUGAUUUCAAGGUCAUCACUGCUCAGAUGUUGAAUUUCAGUGCAAGAAUUCAACUGAAUGCAUUGCCAUUUAUAAUGUUUGUGAUGGCAUCCCGCAAUGUGCUGAUGGAUCAGAUGAAAGUGCAGACCAACAAUGCCGCUCAGUGGACAUUGGAGAAUCAGUUGAAGGAAAAGGGAACAGCAAAGGGAGAACCUUUGGUGGUGGCAGAGAAGGUGAAGCAAUUGAGGGUGAAUCUUCAGAUGAGGUGCAAGAUAUCCCUCAACUCCCAUCUAUGUACAGUGCUCCAGUUGCAUCCCAGAUCCCCAAUAGAGCAGGUAUGGGCACUCAUGAUCAUGUUCCAUAAUGAUCUAGCUGGUUGCUUCUUUGUGUAUUUUUCCUUGCAUGCUGCCAAAGGAUCAAUAUUUAACCAUAAAGACAAUCAGCUACUGACUGGGAAUCGGCACAUGCCAAGUGUGAAUCAAGGCAAUGGUCAAAGGACAAACUACCCUGCACCAGGUCAAUGGUACAAUGGACAGGGGCCUUCCGCAUGGGCACCUUAUCAGGAUGAAUCCUUGAACUCAAGACCACAACAAGCAUCAUUCCCUCAAUAUGGUGCUCAAGGCAUACAGUAUGGGGGUCAAGAAUAUGAUGGGGAGACCCCAUGGCAUCAUGGAAAUCCACCAUUGCCAGCUUAUCCUCCACCUGCAAAUUAUCCCCAGACCUCUGGUGGCGGAGGCAUAAACACCAUGGAUCGUGGUUAUCAACCCCAACUCGUCCCUCCUCCAGCACCACAGCUUCACUCAAUGGAAAACAUGAUGCCUCAGAAGUCUUCUUUCACCAACACUCCCCAAUCAGGACUUGCCACCACUGUGGAAAACCAUGUCAAAAAUGAAAAUCCUGCUGGCAGUCAGAUUGAAGGAUCACCUGCUCCAGCUCACAAGUCCAUUCAUCAGCUUGAGUUGGAGUUGGCAAUGCUGGAUGAUGAGGAAUCUGCAGAGAGUCUAGACCCCGGUGGAGCUGUGCUUGCUCUUACUCUUGGUCUGUGUGUGACUGCAUUGCUAGCUGUACUGAUUGUUUGCCGACUUAGAAAUCCCCGUCGUCUGCUCCGUCGAAGUGGCCGACCACCCUUGGAACAUGACUCUGACUAUCUGGUCAAUGGAUUGUAUCUCUAGGUCUCAUCUGGUAUGUUCUCUUACCAUUUUAGCAUCAUAUGAGAAUGAGUUCAUGUGAUGUGCAUUGUUUUUCCUGAUGAACCUCAUUCCUGGCCUUUGUCAAUUUUUGUGAUUGCCUCUCUAGAACCCAUGUUGGAAGCCUGGGAAUUAUAGUUGUUUGAGUCUGUGUGCUUUAUCACAUUCUACUCAUGAUUUUCAGUCUGAUUGCAUUUUUUCAUGCAGUGUUUAUCAAAGAAUGAGUCAUGAUAAAUUGUAUAAUUGUCUUCUCCCCUCUAAGAAUGAAUAAAGUCUCUAGAUCAUUAU